ACCACGUCCACUUCUUCUUUCUUCUCCCUGUUGAACGGGAGUAACAUUACAGGCAGCGGGAGUGAGUGAGGUACGGACGGCCCUUCGGAUGCUCGGCCGCGGGGGGAAGAAGAAGAAGCAGCAGCUGCGGAUAUCCGUCUCAUACCUGCCUCAAAACGGGCUCUUCUCGUCGCCUAUGUUUUUUUUUGUCUUCUUCUUCCCCCGCUGACCGGUUUUGUGUGAAAGCGAGAUAAAACAGCCUGGUUUGGUUUCGUAACGCGCUGCACCGGUUAGCAGCGCGGAGGAAAAAGAUCUUUUCCGAGGAUGCGGAUUUAACGGAAAGACGUUAUCGGUGUUACCUGGGAUUCUUGACCGUUAAAAUUUGAAUUAGCUUCGUCGCACGCGUCGGUAGCGGAGGAAGAUAUUUUUCAUGUCUGGUGAAAUAUCGCACAUAGUGACGCGGUAGUUAAAAUAUCGACAGCCUCUGUAACAGAAGACAAAAUAAGGGGUUGAAUGUGUUUUCCUCCAGCCUGGACACCAUGAGCACCAUCUCGCCGACGGACUUUGACAGCUUGGAGAUCCAGCAGCAGUAUAAUGACAUCAACAAUCGCUGGGACCUGGCGGCAGAGACUGACUGGGAUAACGAGAACAGUUCAGCACGCCUCUUCGAACGCUCACGCAUCAAGGCUCUCGCAGAUCCAGAAGAAAAGGCCAUGGAGUAUGACCGCAGGGACAGAGAGCCCUGCUUGUCCCCUGCAGCAUUUGUUAAUCAGGUGCAAUACUCUAACAUCCUGGAAGGAAGGUUUAAACAGCUGCAAGAUGAGCGUGAAGCAGUACAGAAGAAGACCUUCACCAAAUGGGUAAACUCUCACUUAGGCCGAGUGACCUGUCGCAUUGGUGACUUGUACACUGACCUGCGCGAUGGCCGCAUGCUCAUCCGCCUUCUGGAAGUGCUCUCAGGAGAACAGCUGCCAAAGCCCACCAAGGGCCGCAUGCGUAUCCACUGCCUGGAGAAUGUUGAUAAAGCCCUGCAGUUCCUUAAGGAGCAAAAAGUCCAUCUAGAAAACAUGGGCUCACAUGACAUUGUGGAUGGGAAUCACCGUCUCACCUUGGGUCUCAUUUGGACCAUCAUCCUUCGCUUCCAGAUCCAGGACAUCAGUGUGGAGACGGAGGACAACAAGGAGAAAAAAUCAGCUAAAGAUGCUCUGCUGCUUUGGUGCCAAAUGAAAACUGCUGGAUACCCCAAUGUCAACAUCCACAACUUCACCACCAGCUGGAGAGAUGGUCUGGCGUUCAAUGCCAUCGUGCACAAACACAGACCUGAUGUGAUUGACUUUGACAACCUGAAGAGGUCCAAUGCUCACUACAAUCUCCAGAAUGCUUUCAAUGUGGCUGAGAAGGAACUGGGGCUUACCAAGCUGCUGGACCCAGAAGAUGUUAAUGUUGAUCAACCUGAUGAAAAGUCCAUCAUCACCUAUGUGGCGACCUACUACCAUUACUUCUCCAAGAUGAAGGCUCUGGCAGUGGAGGGCAAACGAAUUGGCAAGGUACUGGACUAUGCUAUUGAGGCCGACCAGCUGAUUGAGAAGUAUGAGACCCUUGCCUCAGAGCUGCUGCAGUGGAUUGAGCAGACCAUAGGGACGCUCAAUGAUCGGCAGCUAGCUAACUCACUGAGUGCCGUACAGAAUCAGCUCCAGGCUUUUAACUCCUACCGCACUGUGGAGAAACCCCCCAAGUUUACAGAGAAAGGAAAUUUGGAGGUUCUCCUCUUUACGAUUCAGAGCAAGAUGAGAGCAAACAAUCAGAAAGUCUACAUGCCAAGAGAGGGCAAGCUCAUCUCUGACAUCAAUAAGGCAUGGGAGCGACUGGAAAAGGCAGAGCACGAGCGAGAGCUGGCACUAAGAAACGAGUUGAUUCGCCAGGAGAAGCUGGAGAUGCUCGCUGCCCGUUUUGACCGCAAAGCAGCUAUGCGGGAGACGUGGCUGAGUGAGAACCAGAGGCUGGUGUCUCAGGACAACUUUGGAACCGACUUGGGAGCGGUGGAAGCUGCAACCCGCAAACAUGAAGCAAUUGAGACAGACAUUGGGGCGUACUGGGAGCGUGUGGCUGCUGUGGAGGCUGUUGCCAAAGAGCUGGAGACAGAGUCGUACCACGACGUGCGACGUAUACUUGCACGAAGGGAUAAUGUGCUUCGACUCUGGGAAUACCUGAAAGAGCUUCUAGCUGCACGCAGGGAGCGGCUGAAUGCCCAUCGUGACCUGCAGAGGCUGUUUGAGGAGAUGCGCUACAUCAUGGACUGGAUGGCAGACAUGAAGGGUCGUCUACAGUCUCCUGACAGUGGCAAACAUUUGCAUGACGUGUUGGACCUACUGCAGAAACAUACUCUGGUAGAGGCUGACAUUUCAGCUCAGGCAGAGAGGAUCAAGGCAGUGCAGGGAGCUGCACAGCGCUUCACCUCCUAUGAACAGGCCUACAAACCAUGUGAGCCGGGACUAGUUAGUGAGAAGGUUGACCUGCUGGGUCAGGCCUAUGAGGAGCUUGGUCAGCUUGCUGGGAAACGCAGAGUACGCCUCGAGGACUCGCGCCGCCUGUGGCAAUUUCUAUGGGAUCUGGGAGAGGAAGCAGCCUGGAUCAGAGAGCAGGAGCAGAUCCUUGCCAGUGGAGACUGUGGUCGUGACCUCACUUCUGCCCUUCACCUGCUCAGCAAACAUGAGGCCUUCAGGGAUGAGAUGGCAGCCCGUUACGGCCCCCUGAGUAAUAGCAUCGCUGCUGGAGAAGCUUUGGUUCAGGAGGGACACUUUGGAGCCCCAGAGGUCACAGAGAGGAUUCAAGACAUCCGUGCACAGUGGGCACAUCUGGAGGAGACAACUAAGCUCAGAGAGCAGAGCCUUAAAGAAGCAGUGGCCCUGCACCAGUUUCAAACAGAUGCCAAUGACAUGGAGGCAUGGAUCAUGGAGACACUUAGACAGGUGUCCAGUACAGAGGUGGGCCAUGACGAGUUCUCCACCCAAACUCUCGCUCGCAAACAGAGGGAGAUAGAUGAGGAGAUCCAGAGUCACCGCCCCGGCAUCGACUCCCUGCAUGAGCAGGUCCAAGCACUGCCACAGGCCUAUGUACAUUUCCCUCAGGUGGAUGGCCGCCUACCUGCUAUUGAGCAGCGCUAUGAAGAACUGGAGUCUCUGUCAGUGGCUCGGCGCCAGGCUCUGGAAGGGGCCCUGGCCCUCUACCGCAUGUUCAGUGAAGCUGGUGCCUGCCAGCUCUGGGUGGAGGAGAAGGAGCAGUGGUUAGAUAGCAUGGAGAUCCCAACCAAACUGGAGGACUUAGAGGUGGUGCAGCAGAGAUUUGAGACGCUGGAACCUGAGAUGAACAACCUAGGCACUCGUGUAAAUGAUGUGAACCAGGUGGCCGAGCAGCUGCUGAGCUCCGACAACUGUAACAAAGACCAAAUCCACCAGACACGAGACCAACUACACAACAGAUGGAAGGAGUUCGAACAAAUGGCUGGCCAAAAGAAACAAGCCCUGGAGUCGGCCCUCAACAUCCAGAACUACCACUUGGAGUGUAAUGAGAUCCAAACUUGGAUGAAGGAAAAGACCAAAGUGAUUGAAUCCACCCAGAGCCUGGGCAAUGACCUGGCUGGUGUGAUGGCACUGCAACGCAAACUCACUGGCAUGGAGAGGGACCUGGAGGCCAUUGAGGGUAAACUGGAUGAUUUGAGAAAUGAGGCUAAAAAGCUGGCCAUGGAACAUCCCGAUCAGGCUGGAGAGAUUCAAGGACACCUGGCAGAGAUUCAAGAGGUGUGGGAGGAGCUGAAUGCCACCAUGAAGCGACGUGAAGAGUCAUUGGGUGAAGCCAGCAAGCUGCAGGGCUUCCUUAGGGAUCUGGAUGACUUCCAGUCGUGGCUGUCCCGCACCCAGACGGCUGUGGCCUCAGAGGAUAUUCCCACCUCUCUGCCUGAGGCUGAGAGUUUGCUCGCCCAGCACGAGAACAUUAAGAAUGAGGUGGAUAACUAUAAGGAGGACUACGAGAAGAUGCGAGCGGUCGGUGAGGAGGUGACCCAAGGUCAGACGGAUGCCCAACACAUGUUCUUGGCCCAGAGGCUCCAGGCACUGGACACUGGCUGGCAUGAGCUGCGUCGCAUGUGGGAGAACCGCCACAGUCUUCUGGCCCAAGCGUUUGACUUCCAGACUUUCUUGAGAGACGCGAAGCAGGCAGAGGCUUUCCUCAACAGCCAGGAGUACGUGCUGUCCCACACAGAAAUGCCCACCACUCUUCAGGGAGCAGAGGAGGCCAUUAAGAAGCACGAGGAUUUCCUCACCACCACAGAGGCCAGCGAGGAGAAGAUAACUGGCGUGGUGGAGGCCGGACGGCGCCUCAUUAAUGACUGUAAUGCAAACUCGGACAAGAUCCAGGAAAAAGUUGAUUCCAUCCAGGAAAGGCAUCUCAAAAAUAAAGAGGCUGCAAACGAAUUGCUGGCAAAGCUCAAGGAUAACCGUGAACUGCAGCACUUCCUUCAAGAUGGACAGGAGCUCACGUUGUGGAUCAAUGAGAAGAUGCUGACAGCACAGGACAUGUCUUACGAUGAGGCCAGAAAUCUUCACAGCAAGUGGCAGAAGCAUCAGGCCUUCAUGGCAGAGCUGGCCUCCAACAAAGACUGGCUUGACAAAAUUGAUAAGGAGGGUCAGGCGCUGGUGGCGGAGAAGCCGGAGCUCAAACCUGUCGUUCAGCAGACCCUGGAGGACCUUCAGCGUCAGUGGGAGGAGCUGGAGGGCACCACCCGCACCAAGGCCCAGUGCUUGUUCGACGCUAACCGGGCAGAGCUCUUUACACAGAGCUGCUCUGCUCUGGAUGUCUGGCUGAAAAACCUUGAGGGUCAGCUGCAGAGUGAUGACUAUGGCAAAGAUUUGACUAGUGUCAACAUCCUGCUCAAGAAGCACCAGAUGCUGGAGCACCAAAUGGAGGUCAGAGAGAAGGAGGUGCAGUCCCUCCAGUCUCAGGCUCUGGCCCUGUCCCAGGAGGAAGCUGGACUCACCGAAGUAGAUGGUCAGCAAAGGCGUGUCACUGACAACUUCUCCAACCUUCAGGAUCCUCUCAAACUAAGGAGACAGCGACUACUCGCCUCCAAAGAAGCACAUCAAUUCAACAGAGAUCUGGAGGAUGAAAUCCUAUGGGUGAAAGAGAGGAUGCCUCUGGCGUCUUCCACAGACCAUGGAAAAGACCUGCCCACUGUACAGCUGCUGAGUAAGAAGAACCAGACAUUGCAGAAGGAGAUUCAGGGCCACCAGCCUCGCAUCGAUGACAUCCUCAGACGAGGCAAGACUCAGAGCCAGUUAGAUGGUGAUAGGCAGUCUGUCCUGGAGGAGCGCCUCGUUGAGCUGGAGGACCUCUGGGGCCAGCUGAUAGCCGAGACAGACAAGCGCAAUGCCCGUCUAAUGGAAGCCAAUCGCGCCCAGCAGUUCUAUGCUGAUGCAGCAGAGGCCGAGGCCUGGAUGGGAGAACAAGAGCUACAUAUGAUGUCAGAGGAAAAAGCCAAGGAUGAGCAAAGCGCACUAGUAAUGGUCAAGAAGCACCAGACCCUCGAACAGGCGCUUGAAGACUACGCCCAAACCAUUCACCAACUAGCCAACAGCAGCCGCCUCAUGGUCACCAGUGAACACCCAGAGAGCGAGAGAAUCACCUUAAGGCAAGCCCAAGUCGACAAACUCUAUGCAGGGUUGAAAGACCUCGCUGAGGAGCGUCGUGGGCGGCUUCAGGAGAGACUGCGGCUGACCCAGCUGAAGCGGGAGGUGGAUGACCUGGAACAGUGGAUUGCUGAGAGGGAGGUGGUUGCUGGCUCCCACGAACUAGGACAGGACUAUGAACAUGUCACAAUGCUGAGGGACAAGUUCCGGGAGUUUGCUCGUGACACCAGCACCAUCGGCCAAGAGCGUGUGGAUGGUGUAAAUGGGCUGGCAGAUGACCUGAUUGAGUCGGGUCAUCCUGAGAACGCCAGUGUGGCUGAGUGGAAGGAUGGGUUAAACGAGGCUUGGGCUGAUCUGCUGGAGCUGAUCGACACACGCACACAGAUGUUGGCAGCCUCCUAUGAGUUGCACCGCUUCCAUCAGGAUGCCAUGGAGGUGCUUGGGCGUGUUAAGGAGAAGAGGGAGGGCCUGCCCUCUGACCUUGGCCGUGAUUUGAACACUGUUCAACAUCUACACAGACAGCACAACACUUUCGAAAAUGACAUCCAGGCCCUCAGUGGACAGGUGAACCAGGUGCAAGAUGAUGCAGCACGGUUGCAGAAGGCUUAUGCUGGGGAGAAAGCUGAUGACAUUCACAGGAGUGAACAUGCUGUGACUUCUGCCUGGGAAGGCCUGCUUGAGGCUGGUCAGGCCCGCAGGCUCCUCCUGCUGGACACUGUGGAGAAGUUCCGCUUCUUCAACAUGGUGCGAGACCUCAUGCUCUGGAUGGACGGUGUCAACCUGCAGAUAGAUGCACAUGACAGCCCCAGGGAUGUGUCCUCUGCAGGACUGGUCAUUGCCAAUCAUCAGGACAUCAAGUCAGAGAUCGAGACAAGAGCAGACAGCUUUACUGCCUGUAUUGAGAUGGGAAAUACUCUCAUCAACAAUAAUCACUAUGCAGCCGAUGAGAUCCGGGAGAAACUGGCUCAACUGCAGGAAAAGAGAGACAAGAUCAACAAAAAGUGGCAAGACAAGAUGGACCAUUUACAAAUUGUGCUGGAGGUGUUGCAGUUUGGACGCGAUGCCUAUGUGGCAGAGUCUUGGUUGGCAGGGCAGGAACCUUUGGUGCGAGCAGCCGAUCUGGGCUCAAAUGUGGAUGAGGUAGAGAGCCUAAUUAAGCGCCACGAGGCCUUUGAGAAGCUUGCUGCAGCCUGGGAAGACCGCUUUUCGCUGCUAGAGAAACUCACUACACUUGAGGAGCAGGAGAUCCAGAGGAGGCGAGAGGAAGAGGAGAGAGCGCGGCGACCCCCGACACCGCCCCCAGUAGAAGUGGCACCAUCUGAGACAGAAAGUCAAGCACAUGAUUCUGCAGCCAGAACCAGUCUGGACCAGACCACACUCAAUCAGUCGGUGUCAGUGAAUGGAGUUCACAGCGACAAUGACACAUCUCAGGGCUCAGAGUCUGAGUCGGUGAACGGACCAGGAAGGGACAGCGGGCUGGCAUCGUCUCGCCUUGAGCCUUCUGCCACGUUACCGAGCAGGGGUGGAGCAGAGUCCGAGCCAGAUACCAUGGAGGGGAUGCUCUGUCGAAAACAGGAGAUGGAGUCCCACAGCAAAAAGGCAGCUACCAGAUCCUGGCAGAACGUGUACUGUGUCCUAAGAAAAGGAAGUCUCGGUUUCUAUAAGGACAACAAGAGCGCUAGCAACGGCAUUCCAUACCACGGAGAGGUACCCAUAAGCCUCGGGGAGGCUGUGUGCGAGGUGGCUCACGACUAUAAGAAGAGGAAAUUUGUAUUCAAGCUCAGGCUAGGAGAUGGAAAAGAGUAUCUAUUCCAAGCAAAGGAUGAGGCGGAGAUGAGCUCCUGGAUCCGUUCCAUCCACAACUCCAUUCCAGCAGGAUCAGGAGACUCGCCAGUAGGUCCGCGGGCCCUCAGCCGCGCCAUGACGAUGCCUCCCAUCUCCCCCAGCUCAGGUGAAGCCGGAGGCGUUACCAUGCGCAACAAGGAGGGGAAAGAGAAGGAUCGUGAGAAGAGGUUCAGCUUCUUUGGCAAGAAAAAAUAGAACUCUUGUUUAAAUCGAUGGAAACUACAUUUGUCAAAAUUUCAACAGACUGAAGCAGGCAGAAAGCAAAGUACAAACCGGUCACACAAACACACUGCUCUCAGUGCAGGCCCCAAGGAAUUUGUCGACAGCUACUGUACGUGGCUUACAGAGAACUUUGUUUCUUUUCUUUCUCUCUGAUUCUCUCCCUCGCCAGUUUUAUCUGUCAUUUUCUUUUACGUUCACUCAAUUCAUAAUUCACAUUCAGCUGCACCCAACAAUGAAAGCCCUCAUCCAAUUUCAGCCGACCAGCUGAGCUUAUUAGUCUGAGUCAGUAACAGGUGUGGUUGGCAUUAGCAAGGAUUCAGGCCCAGUUCAGUUCCAACCCACCAACACGGCUCUCGCUCAACAUGAAUUCUUCCUCUUCCCUGAGUCUCGACUAGCUGAGCCACUUUGAUGCCGUGUCGCUAGUUAAACAAUGGAUGGAGGCUUUCCACUGUGGUGCACCCUGAUUUUAUUUCUCCACUUUAAAACGCUCUCUCUUUGGGAAGGAUCACAUCAGUCUCUUUUUCUGUUCUUGGUAUUGAUGUUAUUAACCUGACCGAUAUUAUUGCUAUUAUUAUUAUUAUUAUUAUUAUUAUUUAUCUUUUGCUAUUGCUGGUUUGAGAAAACAAACUAAUUAAUUUGCCAGUAGAUAAUCUUGAUUCAUGUUGUGGAGAGAAACAAAUUUGGUUCUAGUGGAGAAUGUUGGGCUUGCCCUUUGUAUGUAUUAUUUUGUUUAUUUUAGGAAUGACAGUUGAUGAGGUGUUUUUGAGAAAAAAAAAUAAAGUUCAUUAAAUUUUAGCAGUGUGCAGUAAGUGAUCACAAGUUUCAUUGGGAAAAUGAUAUAUAUAUAUAUUUAAUAAGUGGUUUUAUUUUUUAUUUUGUCUCUAAUUUUGCCUGUAUUUGAUUAUUUCUUUUGAGUGAUCUUUUCUGCUUGAUUUUCAACUUUUUUUUUUUCUGUACAAAGCAGAGAAGAUUAGUUUUCUAGUGUGUGUGCGCGCGUGUGUGUGUGUGUGUGCGUGUGUGAGUUGUGGUGCUGUGGAUUUUGCACGUUUAUGUUAUACCUGAUCAAACGUGGCCAGAUGAAUGCUGCUUUUCGGUCCGCAGACGAAAAUCAGACACAAACACGAAAUAACAAUAUCACCGGAAUGAUUUCAUAAAAUUAGCUUUUUCUUUGCUUCUGGUUUUUAUUUUAUGUAAGCUGACAUUACCAAUGAAGUUCCUCCAGACCAGACGCUUUCAUUGUUUCUGUUUAAGUCUUCUAAUAUCUAUUUCCGUUCUCUCUCUCUCUAUCUGCUGGUGUGAAGGCACAGGGGCAGUUUGUAGAUAAAAAGCUGAAGCACAUUUUCCGUGGCAGACCGCGAGGAUGCGAGCAGGACAGAUGGACAGCUGACAGGUCUCAUUACAGGUGAAGUGAGGGGUGUGCAAGUGAUAUCAGACAGGCAGUGAAGAAUGCGCUUCAUAUGCUACCUGACAGAGAGAGGUGUACUGAGCCUUACUUGAACCCACUCCAGAUACACUGAACCCCUUUUUACAACCCCGCCCUCCAUUCGAACAGUCUUAACGAAAGUUUUUGUAGUACGAAGAUGAGAAUGUUAAAAAUGUGCCCUGUGGCAAUGAUCUAAUGUAUGUCAGUGGAUUAUAUAUGCAGGUACAAUAUGAAUUAACAGCAACGACAGAAAGCUCUGCCCACUAGUGGUGGCAGGGAGGGAGAAGUCCCAAAUUGUCUCUUAGACGAGCUUUGCUCUCUUGCAUAUGUGGCAUGACUUCAUGUAGGUUUAUACUUGUAUGUGUCUCCAUCAUUGCCAUCUAUUCUCUUCUGUGUCGAUGUACUCUGGAAAAGAUCACCUCAUAUGCAGGGUUGGAGAGCAACUAUGUAAUUGGCAUUUCUAAAUCAAGAUAAUGGCAAUCCAAUAUGUAAAAAAAAAGAGAUAGGUGUUUAUUAGUUUCCUCAAAUAUGCUACAUGUUUGAGAUGAUAAGAGCAUUUCUAGUAUCUUGUGAGACUGUAGGCAGUAGUGCAAUCUUAUAUAAAUUGGUCGUUAACUGUUAUUAUAGUCAGUCACUUAAAUCCAAGGGUUAAUUUGCCUUUUCUAACUGCCAAAAUGCAACAGGAAGUUACUGGAUAACAAUUCUGAAUUCAAGAGUUUUAUGGAUCAUUUUAAGUAGGUUGCAAGCGAGUAAUUAUUUCUGAUUUAUUACACUCUGAAAAGUAACUCUUUUAAAGCUGGUAAUUGCCUGGAUGUGUACACCAUGCCUUUGAAAAAGGCAAACUGUUGCGAUAACACAAACAGCUGGAAGUUUAACAAGCUGGCCUUAUUUUCCAGUCCCAAAUGAAUGUGGAACGCUCAAAUCAAAGACCCCAGAGAAGUAUCCUCACAUCCACUUUGAGACUACUAAACAGUGACAGCACCUGGUUCAAACUUUAUCAGUCUGACUGCCUUGUCUCUGUCAGUGGGAUUUGUAUCAGUUAAGUAGCCUUAGACUUAGCUACGAUCUAGGAGAGUCAAUAUGGUCAUUGCAUACAUAAGUGAGCCGACGCAGUUAGCGUACAUUGUGCACAAUUUCGAAUGGAGGAGUCAUUCUUCCCCGGUGGACGAGCUGUUUUUAGUGCUACCUUCUCUCUGCUCUGGACAUCAGACACAGCAUCCAGUCGAUGUUAGGGACUUAAAGGUCAAACAGUGUAUUUUCUUAUCAGCUCAUUUGAAUGUGAAUGAUUCAAAUUAGUUUGGCCAAAUUGGUCAUGUGAAGCAAAAAUAUUUCUCAUACUUGACAUACUGUACACGAGCUCUCUCUCUCUCUCUCUCUCUCUCUAUCUCUCUCACACGCGCUCACACGUUAAUACUGUACUGUAUACUCAAUGCAGAAUGACCCUGGCAACCCAGUUUUGUGGAAACGUCCUCAGCUGGCUGCGAUUCGAUGUUGCAUCCUUUUAAAAAUAGCAUCGUGCUACUGGUGAGCUUUGACCAGGACAUGAAAAGUAAUGUAUUCUUGAUGUCAAAGAGAUGAGUUUUUGGUAAUGAGAGUACUUGUAACAAUGGAGUACUUAAUGAAGAAGAAAAAAAUAAACUUUUACUUGUUAAGUAUUAGAUAUGGGUGAAAACAGACUGGUGACAAUUUGAGCUUCCUUUUUUUAGAAGAAGGCAGGAUAUUUGCUGUCUAGUGGGAGCUUGUAUUUUUUCAUCCAGUGGUCUGUCUUGCAGCAUUUGAUAAGCCUGUCCUCCUACCUUCAUUUCUCAUUACUUUUGACGAAUGUCUGUUCCUUCCUCUGUAAUUCAGAGUUGUUAAUACCACUACUAUUAUUAAUUGCUAUUAUUAUCAUUAUUGCUACUGUUGUUACUAUUACUACUACUGUUACUAAUGCAAGUUAUUGCAAAAAUUAUAACUGCUGUCCAUUUUCAGGUACGUGUCUGUAAUACCAGACCCUUCCACACGAUGUCAGUGUGCUGUGGAGCAUUUUCAUUACAAAAUCUAAAAUAAUGUUUGUUGACUUGUGUAUCUACAUCUAAUAUUAGGAAUAAUAAAACAUGGUUUAAUCAAAAAUCA
Messenger RNA from Epinephelus lanceolatus (giant grouper), 11265 nucleotides. RefSeq names its product spectrin, beta, non-erythrocytic 2 (gene sptbn2). Gene Ontology annotation, molecular function: phospholipid binding; actin binding; structural constituent of cytoskeleton. NCBI's taxonomy places the organism in Eukaryota, Metazoa, Chordata, Actinopteri, Perciformes, Serranidae. Gene Ontology annotation, cellular component: spectrin. The record is from RefSeq and is a predicted model, not a curated record.